AUGGCCACCAAUUUUUUAACCAUCACCAAGGAACAACUCCAAACUUCACCGAAUGGCCGUGAAUAUUCAGCACAAGUUUCCGGAAGAGGCAUUCCAUUCCUCUUGAAAAAGGUUCAUAUUAACAUUGAAUUGGAAAAUGAUGAAGAUCCAUCCAUUGUUGAUUCACUCCUCACUAUUGCUAAUGACAUGUUACAAAAAUUGGAUGUGUAUGCUGCCAAGGCCACUGAAGAAUUGUACGAACUUUUCAAUGAUGAGUGGAAUGAGGAAGGAGAAGAAGUUUCCAAGGAAGAUUUUGCAAAGAGAUUAAAGUUGGAAUCUUUAAUCGUCAAAAGUUCAUCAAGAUUGGUCUAUUUUGAUGAUGGAGAACUUUUCUGUGGUCACGUUAUUGAAGUCAAUAUUGAUAAUGAAGGAAAUGUUGAAAGUGCUGACAUUGCUGGAUAA
Molecule: messenger RNA, 441 nt
Organism: Naegleria gruberi
Lineage: Eukaryota; Heterolobosea; Eutetramitea; Acrasida; Naegleriidae
Exons: 1
Coding region: 1-441 (146 amino acids)
Source: RefSeq, a predicted model, not a curated record